AUGUCGCGUGGAAGUGCAUUAAUUGAUUUUAAAAUUAAUUUUCAGGAUGUGCACCCUUUUCCUCUUUCUAGCCCGGCCAUUACCAGUUGUUCACGUAGGCACUGUGGACUUUAUGUUAGUCGCCGCCCGGCCAUUACCGGUCGUCCACGCAAGCACUGCGGACUUUCUGUUAGUCGUCGGUUGAUGAACCGUCCCGAGACGGAUUCGAAAGAGAGCACGUUCCACUAA
Molecule: messenger RNA, 228 nt
Organism: Dentiscutata erythropus
Lineage: Eukaryota; Fungi; Glomeromycota; Glomeromycetes; Diversisporales; Gigasporaceae
Source: the annotation of a GenBank genome assembly